AUGAGCCAGGGCAUCGGGGAGGCCCUCACCAUCUGUGUCUGCCAGUGUCACCAUGCCUGGCUCUAGUCAGUAACACUUGUCUGUCAGUGCCACUGCACAUAAGCCAACUUGCAUAACACUGCAGUCCUCUCCUAUAGAUCGGUUUGUAUUUCUAGUAGUCUCUAAAGUUUGUUUACUUUCUCUUAUAGACCAGGGCCUGCGAAAUGCCAAGGUUUCUAUUAGCUGGUAAAAUUCCCUAAGAACAGGUUGCAUUUCCAGUGUUAUUUUGCUAUCUGAGUUGUUCUUCUGUGGGAGUUAAUGCAAAGCUGCCCCAGGAGCCCACAUGGCAGUCGGAUAUCUCUAGGGUGUGUGUGUGUGUGUGUGUGGAGGAGAUGUAGUGCAGGUGGAAGGUUCCAGAGCCUCCUCUCAGAGCCGGAACACGGCAGAGCUUCCUGUCUUUGUCAGCCGCCGUUGUUGUUCCCAAACCAUCUUAUUUUGGAUCAAACCAAUCUCUCCUUAAAUUAGCCAUUUAUUGGGUCGUUCCACGAAAAGAGUGCCUUUUGCGUCCCUUUUGAUAUUUUAAGCAGAAAUUGUGGACCAAUAUUGAAUUUAAAAGCCUGUUAUAUUAAAUGAAGUGCAUUUUAUUAUAGACCACAUGGAGAAUUCAAUACAUCUGAUCUUAAAUAUGAAUAAAGACUUGCUAAAGUGCCAAAAUCCUUCAUUUUGACAUGUCCCACUAUGCAUCCUCUGUGACUUCUAGGAAGAUUUUAACCCACUUAACCCCAACGUUUUCACCAUCAUUGUAAAGCCCUAGAUAAUUUGUUGUUUUGACAAAGUAAUUUCUGAAGAUUAUUAUUUAUUGAAUGUUAUUAGUGAUUCAUUUAGGUCUGUCCCUCAUUUUAAGGUCAACCCUGUUACGUGAACUGAACUCUUGUUCAAUAUUCCUUUUAAAAAUAUUAUUUUCAAAAGAAACAUUGAACAUCUAUUGAUCAAAUCAUAGUGUAAAAGCAGGUGCGCUGGUUCUAUUAUUUUUGGUCAUUUUCUGGUGUUUUGUGGUGGAAAACUAAGUGGGUCGAGUAUAACACGUCAACCCUAUUACCCAUAGAUAGACGGGCUAGAAAUGUUUCAGCAAUUUAUACAUUUUUGUGACGCUUGCAUUCAAUUGCCACUCCCUGUUGCACGCAAGUUUCUAUUCCCUCUGUCACAAGAAGAUUCAUGGCUGAUUUAAGAUGAAAUCGUCAACCCUGUUACUUUAUUUGGCACUUAAUAGGCACUUACUAUAGUCAUUUAUUAUUCAACCUCUUGAGAUGGAAAAACAUGUUUUCUAUGAAGUUGAAAUUAGGUGAAAUCUAUCUAAAACAUAAAUUUUUUGACCAAGUUACACUUAUCAAAAGGCACCGACUUGGUGGAAGGACCCUACUGCAUUCCUGCUCUCUUUUUCUCCCCCUCUCUCUCUUUCUCUAUCCUUGUCUGUCUGGUCUGUCUCUUCUACUCUUCUUCCAUCUCUUCCCUCACGAUGUCUCACUCUUUCAUACAUGCACGAACAUCUGGUAAAAGCAUCGGUGCAUAUUCUCAUAAUAUGCAUGUCAAGGGAGGACCUAAACUUAGACUAUACACUCACAGGUGUAUAAAUGGCCUGUUGGUUGUGCUGAAGAGACACCAUUCAAUAUGGUGUAUUACCUGUUGCUCUCCCCCUUCAUUAAGAGUGUAUUGAGUUGGCUUGCAUUAGUGCUCGGGGGUCCAUUGACAGCCAUAGUGUGACAGUGGCUGGGUGAGUUUGAACAGAGCAACUGGACGAUGGCCUGUAUGGACUGGCUCAACUCUCAGGCAUGUCUUGUUUAUGGCAGCGUGUGACCUAGCUCAUUUUUCUGAUUCUUUCUCUCCCCCUCUAACCUCCCAGUCCCCUCUUCUCCCCUCCCUCACUUCUUACCCUGCUGUACUCCACCAUACUUGACCCUGGUUCCCUCCUUCCUCUCCCAACACCAUCCCUUCUUCCCCUUCUCCAGGCCCCCCGUUCUCUCUCUAGCUCUCUAUCUCUAUCUAUUCAACUCCAUAUGCUUUUUUUGCAUAAGAAAUCAUUACAUUGUACAAUAAUUAUCUUUCUCUGACUCUCCCUUUAGUGAAUCCAGUAUCUGCCAGGCUCGGGCCACGGUGAUGAUCUAUGAUGAUGCGAAUAAGAUGUGGCUCCCAGCAGGAACGGGGCCUCAGACCUUCAGCAGGGUCCAGAUCUACCACAACCCCUCCACUAACGCAUUCAGAGUGGUGGGACGCAAGAUGCAGACAGAUCAACAGGUAGUGUGUGUGCAUCUAUAUGUACAGAAUCUUUGACAAUGGGUUUAAGUCUGUGUGCAUGAUCGUAUGUGUUUGUGUUUGGUCUUGUGUGAUGAUGUACAUCAUCAACAGCUGCACACCUCUAGUACCAACAAGCCCUGCCAGCUGUAGAACUGUGAAUCAGCCCUUUCUCCACCAGUGGACAUCCGCAGGCAGACUAACACCCACUAACCUCCUCUGUGAUGCAAGCACAGAAACCCUACCCCAGGUUCUCUGUGCUGGGUCAAAGAGCUGUGUUGUGUCUCCUAUAGUUCCCCCAUCAGGGCCAGCAGACUUGUACGGGCCUGGGUGGCACGGAGCACAUGAGGCCUAUCAAUACUUACACCUCCUGUACUGUCACAGCUCUAACAAUAGAACAAGACAAACAGCAAUAUAUAUUGAACAAAAAUAGAAACGCAACAUGUAAAGUGUUGGUCCCAUGUUUCAUGAGCUGAAAUAAAUCCAGGCUUUGUCGUAGCCGGCCGUGACCGGGAGACCCAUGGGGCGGCGCACAAUUGGCCCAGCGUCAUCCAGGGUAUGGGAGGGAAUGGCCGGCAGGGAUGUAGCUCAGUUGGUAGAGCAUGGCGUUUGCAACGCCAGGGUUGUGGGUUCGAUUCCCACGGGGGGCCAGUAUGAAAAAAUAAAAUAAUGUAUGCACUCACUAACUGUAAGUCGCUCUGGAUAAGAACAUCUGCUAAAUGACAAAAAAAAUAAAUAAAAAAAAUAAGAUCCCAGAAAUCUUCAAUACGCACAAAAAGCUCCACUUUUGUGCACACAUUUGUUUAGUCAGCAUUUCUCCUUUGUCAAGAUAAUCCAUCCACCUGACAGGUGUGGUAUAUCAAGAAGCUGAUUAAACAGCACGAUCAUUACACAGGUGCACCUUGUGCUGGGGACAAUAAAAGGCCACUCUAAAAUGUGUAGUUUUGUCACACAACACAAUGCCACAGAUUUCUCAAGUUUUGAGGGAGGGUGCAAUUGGCAUGCUGACUGCAGGAAUGCCCACCAGAGCUGUUGCAAGAUAAUUUAAUGUUAAUUUCUCUAUCAUAAGCUGCCUCGGUUUUAGAGAAUUUGGCAGUACGUCCAACCGGCCUCACAACCGCAGACCACGUGUAACCACGCCAGCCCAGGACCUCCACAUCCGGCUUCUUCACCUGCGGGAUCGUCUGAGACCAGUCACCCGGACAGCUAAGGAAACUGAGGAGUAGUCCUGUCUGUAAUAAACUCAUUCUGAUUGGCUGGGCCUGGCUCCCCAGUCAAAUCAAAUCAACAAUGCAGUUUUUAGAAAAUUAAGUGUUAAGUAAAAAAUGGAUAAGUAAAAAAUAUAAAUAAUUGAAGCACACCCAGUGGGUGGGCCUAUGCCCUCCAAGGCCCAUCCAUGACUGCACCCCUGCCCUGUGAAAUCCAUAGAUUAGGCCCUAAUGAAUUUAUUUCAAUUGACUGAUAUGAACUUAUAUGAACUGUAACUCAGUAAAAUCAUUAAUUGUUGCAUGUUGCAUUUAUAUUUUUGUUCAGUAUAGAUACAGUAUCUCACCACCCCAUCCCCCUCUAUCUCUUCCCGCUCUCUCCAUACCAUUCUCUCUUUAAACAUCCAGUCGCCUGAGUGUUCCCCAUAGACGUAUCUUAAAGUGGAUUAUGUUUCCUGAGAGGUAGUUGGCCAGCUCAACCAUUUCCUUUGACAAUUAAGGAAGCCUUCCCCCUCUCUCUCUGAGUAUCUCUGUCCCCUCUGUGUGUGCGUCUCUCUCUCCCUGACUCUUUUGGCGCGGUGAGUUUAGGCGCUCGCUCACUCCUCCGCUCUGUGGAAUUCAGGGGUUGUAAAACAAACAGAGAAACGAUGCAUCAGCACAUUCAGACUGAGUCACUCAAACCCAGAUCACAGUGGCCUGUAUUGAAUCACCAGGCUGGUGCCACUUGCUGGACUGAUAUACAGUGGUGUAAAGUACUUAAGUAAAAAUACUUUAACCUCUUAAGGAUCGGACCCUAUUUUUAAAUUUUCGCCUAAAAUGACAUACCCAAAUCUAACUGCCUGUAGCUCAGGACCUGAAGCAAGGAUAUGCAUAUUCUUGAUACCAUUUGAAAGGAAACACUUUGAAGUUUGUGGAAAUUUGAAAUUAAUGUAGAAGAAUAUAACACAUUAGAUCUGGUAAAAGAUAAUACAAACAAAAAAACAUGUGUUUUCUAUUUAUUUAUUUUUCAUCUUUGAAAUGCAAGAGAAAGGCCACAAUAUAAUAUUGCAGUUGUGUGCAAAGUUUCAGAUUGAUCCAGUGAAGCAUUGCAAUACUGGACUAUUUUGUAUCAAGUCUGCCCGAAUGUGCCGAAUUGGUCAAUUGAUACAUUUUCGAGAACAUACAAAAAUGAUAUGGUAAUACAAAAUGUACGUUUACACACUCCCAGGAAUGUCAUAUAUGAUGGAUCAUUAGCUUAUACACUAACUUCCACACAUCUAGAUGGCCGGGGUUCAAACUGUAGAACCCAGUUCCUACAUUUGAAUAUAAAAAUGGAUUUUAUCAAACAAAACUAUGCUACAUUUUAUCUCUGGGACCCUUAGGAUGACAAAUCAGAGCAAGAUUACUGAAUGUAAGUACAUUAUUUACCUUCAGAGGUGAAUGUAUCAAACUAGUUGGCGUGAUACGUUUUUUGUUGUUGUGCACUCUCCUCAAACAAUAGCAUGGUAUUUUCUCACUGUAAUAGCUACUGUAAAUUGAACAGUGCAGUUAGAUUAACAAGAAUGUAAGCUUUCUGCCAAUAUAAGACAUGUCUAUGUCCUGGAAAGUUUGCUGUUACUUACAACAGUCCGUUAGCGCAACCGUCCCGUAUACGGGACACCGAUCCCAUAGAGGUUAAAGUACUACUUAAGUCGUUUUUUGGGGUAUCUGUACUUUACUAUUUAUAUUUUUGACAACUUCUACUUCACUACAUUCCUAAAGAAAAUAAUGUACUUUUUACUCAAUACAUUUUCCCUGACACCCAAAGUACUCGUUUCAUUUUGAAUGCUUAGCAGGACAGGAAGAUGGUCCAAUUCACAUCCCUGGUCAUCCCUACUGCCUCUGAUCUGGUGGACUCACUAAACGAAAAUGCUUCGUUUGUAAAUUAUGUCUGAGUAUAGGAGUGUGUGCCUGGCUAUCCGUAAGCAAUUUACAACAAGAAAAUUGUGCCGUCUGGUUUGCUUAAUAUAAGCAAUAUGAAAUGAUUAUACUUUUACUUUUGAUACUUAAGUAUAUUUUAAACCAAAUACUUUUAGACUUUUACUCAAGUAGUACUUUAAUGUGUGACUUUUACUUGAGUAAUUUUCUAUUAAGGUAUCAUUUACAUUUACACAAGUAUGACAAUUGGGUACUUUUUCCAUCACUGCUGAUAUAGACAGAGUGCAUUUGUCUUGUCCAAACUGGCUUCCUCUCCUUGAUCUGAAAGCACAGGCUGAGUGCAAUAUGGAAAAAGCUUUCAAUUAGGGAAGAUGGAGAGGAGACCAUGCUACAUUAGACUGUGAUGCACCCUAAACAUUAACACUUAGGGCUGGGCGAUAUACAGUGAGGGAAAAAAAGUAUUUGAUCCCCUGCUGAUUUUGUACGUUUGCCCACUGACAAAGAAAUGAUCAGUCUAUAAUUUUAAUGGUAGGUUUAUUUGAACAGUGAGAGACAGAAUAAAAACAAAAAAAUCCAGAAAAACGCAUGUCAAAAAUGUUAUAAAUUGAUUUGCAUUUUAAUGAGGGAAAUAAGUAUUUGACCCCCUCUCAAUCAGAAAGAUUUCUGGCUCCCAGGUGUCUUUUAUACAGGUAACGAGCUGAGAUUAGGAGCACACUCUUAAAGGGAGUGCUCCUAAUCUCAGCUUCUUACCUGUAUAAAAGACACCUGUCCACAGAAGCAAUCAAUCAAUCAGAUUCCAAACUCUCCACCAUGGCCAAGACCAAAGAGCUCUCCAAGGAUGUCAGGGACAAGAUUGUAGACCUACACAAGGCUGGAAUGGGCUACAAGACCAUCGCCAAGCAGCUUGGUGAGAAGGUGACAACAGUUGGUGCGAUUAUUGGCAAAUGGAAGAAACACAAAAUAACUGUCAAUCUCCCUCGGCCUGGGGCUCCAUGCAAGAUCUCACCUCGUGGAGUUGCAAUGAUCAUGAGAACGGUGAGGAAUCAGCCCAGAACUACAUGGGAGGAUCUUGUCAAUAAUCUCAAGGCAGCUGGGACCAUACUCACCAAGAAAAAAAUUGGUAACACACUACGCCGUGAAGGACUGAAAUCCUGCAGCGCCCGCAAGGUCCCCCUGCUCAAGAAAGCAAAUAUACAUGCCCGUCUGAAGUUUGCCAAUGAACAUCUGAAUGAUUCAGAGGAGAACUGGGUGAAAGUGUUGUGGUCAGAUGAGACCAAAAUGGAGCUCUUUGGCAUCAACUCAACUCGCCGUGUUUGGAGGAGGAGGACUGCUGCCUAUGACCCCAAGAACACCAUCCCCACCGUCAAACAUGGAGGUGGAAACAUUAUGCUUUGGGGGUGUUUUUCUGCUAAGGGGACAGGACAACUUCACUGCAUCAAAGGGACGAUGGACGGGGCCAUGUACCGUCAAAUCUUGGGUGAGAACCUCCUUCCCUCAGCCAGGGCAUUGAAAAUGGGUCGUGGAUGGGUAUUCCAGCAUGACAAUGACCCAAAACACACGGCCAAGGCAACAAAGGAGUGGCUCAAGAAGAAGCACAUUAAGGUCCUGGAGUGGCCUAGCCAGUCUCCAGACCUUAAUCCCAUAGAAAAUCUGUGGAGGGAGCUGAAGGUUCGAGUUGCCAAACGUCAGCCUCGAAACCUUAAUGAUUUGGAGAAGAUCUGCAAAGAGGAGUUGGACAAAAUCCCUCCUGAGAUGUGUGCAAACCUGGUGGCCAACUACAAGAAACGUCUGACCUCUGUGAUUGCCAACAAGGGUUUUGCCACCAAGUACUAAGUCAUGUUUUGCAGAGGGGUCAAAUAGUUAUUUCCCUCUUUAAAAUGCAAAUCAAUUUAUAACAUUUUUGACAUGCGUUCUUCUAGAUUUUUGUUGUUGUUAUUCUGUCUCUCACUGUUCAAAUAAACCUACCAUUAAAAUUAUAGACUGAUCAUGUCUUUGUCAGUGGGCAAACGUACAAAAUCAGCAGGGGAUCAAAUACUUUUUUCCCUCACUGUAUCAUGAAUACCGGUAUACUGAUAUGGAUCCACAUACCGGUAUGGAUUUUUAUCACUGAGUGUUUGUAUAAAUGUCUAAUAUUGCAAUUACCAAUGUAGUUAUUUCCAUACUACCUGAGUGAGGAUCUUUCACUUACCUAAAAUCUGCAGUUUGUCCAUUUCAACUGUACAGAGCAUCACCCUUUUUCUUGAUAAAGAAGUGGUAUCCAUGAUAUGACAAUGUUGGGAGUGUCAUGGUUUGUGGUCCUCUGUAGCUCAGCUGGUAGAGCACGGCGCUUGUAACGCCAAGGUAGUGGGUUCGAUCCCCGGGACCACCCAUACACAAAAAAUGUAUGCACGCAUGACUGUAAGUCGCUUUGGAUAAAAAGCGUCUGCUAAAUGGCAUAUUAUUAUUUAUUAUUAUUCAUGACUCAUGUCUUGACUCCGACCCCCUUCUCUCUAAGGUGGUGAUUAACUGUCCGAUUGUGAAGGGCCUGAAGUACAACGAGGCCACGCCCAACUUCCACCAGUGGCGGGACGCGCGGCAGGUGUGGGGGCUCAACUUCAGCAGUAAGGAGGAUGCCGCCCUCUUCGCCAACGGAAUGGCCCAUGCACUGGAGGUGCUCAACUCCCUGGCAGACGCAGGUACUAAUAUAAUGGAUUUUACAUGCAACCUCAACAUACAUGACAACAUGCUUUGCAAUACCUAAAGGCACAGCACUGUCUGAGAAAUAAUUGAGAGAAAUGCAUGUGUGGAAACAUGAGCAUGACUUGCAUCUCACAGCUUUCUUCGUAAGUCAUACUAAGAAUCUCUUUCCCCUCUCUAUCCCCAGGUUACGCUACCCUCCCCCGCCCAGUGUCAAAUGGACCCUCCCCAGAGGAGCUGGAACAGCAGCGGAGGUACCAAGUGUGGGAUUUCACCUUUACUUCCAGAUUGAGUUGUAAUUAAGGUUCAAGACAAGACAGUUUCAUAUGACCAGAGGUCCAACUGACACAGUUUUACAUAACCACACAUGCACACUGACUCAGAGGAUUUGUCAGCAUUAGCCAUAUGCCGCUUAGCCCUCAGCCAGCCUCUUGAGGUCGGAGGUUGAAAAGCUAAAGAAGGUCAACUCCUCUUUGAAAUCCCAUCCCUUCCUACCAACUCCUCUUCCUGUGGACCCCACACUCGCCAAGGAUACGCCCAGCUUUACCCCUAAUCUAAUUUAGUCGAAUGGGCAAUAUGACACACUGUGGAGGCUCUGGGAUAGGCUGGUGAGGUUGUCCGUCAAAUGGUGGUAGUAAUGGUCACAGAUAUGAUUGUCAAGAUGGCGCCGACGGAGAAAGGCAACAUCUUACAAGUUCCAACUCCUUUGCUAUAUAGUGACUUUUAUCGUGUUUCUUUACUUUUCUUGUACAGAAUGUUCAUACUAUUAUCACAUAUGAUCGCCAAGCACUUCUGGAAAUCAGAUUGACAGUUACUAACCUCGAUAUCGACUUCAAAUAUGACUUCAACUCCGACUCAGCUGUUCCACUGUUCAUACCGGACCCUAUUACCGUUGUUACAUGGGCUACCAAAACACUGCAGGUGUAGACGCGGGAGACGAGGUGGAGUCUGUUCUAUUGGCAAAUGUCCAGUCACUUGAGAAUAAGAUGACUCUUAUCAGAGAGACUUGAAAAGCUGCAAUGUUAUGUCUUACUGAAACAUGGCUGGAUGAUGACGCUAUGCACGUAGUACUCGGUUGAUUCUCCAUGCAGUGGCAGGAUCGGACAGUGGCUUCGAGGAAGUCGAAAGGAAAUUGAGUGUUUUUUCAUAAAUAACAACUGGUGUGCUGCUUCAAGUGUGAAGGAAAUCACUAGCUUUUGGUCACCUGAUAUAUACUGAACAAAAAUAUAAACGCAACAUGUAAAGUGUUGGUCCAUUGUUUCAUGAGCUGAAAUAAAAACAAACAAACAUUUUCCAUACGCACAAAAAGCUUAUUUCUCUCAAAUUGUGUGCACAAAUUUGUUUACAUCCCAGUUAGGAUGCAUUUCUCCUUUGCCAAGAUAACCAUCCACCUGACAGGUGUGGCAUAUCAAGAAGCUGAUUAAACAGCAUGAUCAUUACACAGGUGCACCUUGUGCUGGGGAUAAUAAAAGGCCACUCUAAAAUGUGCAGUUUUGUCACACAACACAAUGCCACAGAUGUUUCAAGUUUUGAAGGAGCGUGCAAUUGGCAUGCUGAUUGCAGGAAUGUCCACCAGAGCUGUUGCAAGAGAAUUUAAUGUUCAUUUCUCUACCAUAAGCUGCCUCUAACGUCGUUUUAGAGAAUUUGGCAGUGCGUCCAAUAUAUGACCUGUAACUCAGUAAAAUCUUUGAAAUUGUUGCAUGCUGCGUUUAUAUUUUUGUUCAGUAUAGAAUACCUCAUGGUAAAUUGCAGACCAUUUUAUCUACCAAGAGUUUUCAUCUGUAAUUAUCAUGGCAGUCUACAUCCCUCCACAAGCCAACACCACUCUGGCACUCAACGAACUGUAUGGGGCCAUAAACAAACAAGAAACCGCUCACCCAGAGACAGCGUUUCUGGUGGGCGGAGACUUUAACGCGGGGAGACUUAAAACCGUCCUACCUCACGUCUACCAACACGUCUGCUGCUCCACUAGGGGCGCUAAAACUCUAGACCACUUUUAUUCUACCCACAGAAGCGCUUACAAGGCCCUCCCUCGUCCUCCCUUCGGCAAAUCUGACCAUGAUUCCAUUCUCCUGCUUCCUGUUUACAAACAAAAACUCAAACAGGAAGUAGCAGUGAUGCGCUGAAUACGGAAGUAGUCGGAUGAAGUAGACGCGAGGCUACAAGACUGUUUUGCUAGUACAGACUAGGAUAUGUUCCGGGAUUCAUUCGAUAGCAUUGACGAGUUUACCACAACAGUCACAUGCUUCAUCAAUAAGUAUAUAGACGAUGUCAACCACACAGUGACUAUAAGAACACAUCCAUACCAAAAACCAUGGAUUACAGGCAAUAUCCACGCUCGGCUAGAGCUACUGUUUACAAGGAACGGGACACAGACAAGCCCACUACGUCCUCCGAGACCUCAAACAUGCAAAGGGACAAUAUAGAAGGAAGGUGGAAUCCUAUUACACCGGCUCCAACGCUCGUCGUAUGUGGCAGUGCUUGCAGACAAUAACGGAUUACAAAAGAAAAUUCAGCCAUGAGUUGCCCAGCGAUGCAGAACUCUCAAACGAGCUAAAUGCCUUUUAUGCUCGCUUCGAGGAAUAUAACACACUGUCCUUGCGUGAAAGCCCUUGUUUUCCAGAUGACUGUGUGAUCUCGCUCUCCGUGGCCGAUGUGAGCAAAACGUUUAAACAGGUUAACAAUCACAAGGCCACCGGGCCAGUUGGAGUACCAGGGCGCAUGCUCAAAUAAUGCGCAGACCAGCUGGCAAGUGUCUUCACAGACAUUUUCAAUCUCUCCUUGUCCCAGUCUGUAAUCCCAACAUGUUUCAAGCUGACCACCAUUGUCCCUGUUCCCAAGAGCUCUAAGGUAACCUGCCUAAAUGACUAUUGCCCUGUAGCACUCACAUCUGUAAUUAUGAAGUGCUUUGAAAGGCUGGUUAUGACACACAUCAACACCAUCAUUUCAGACACCCUAGACCCACUCAAAUUCGCAUACUGCCCCAACAGAUCCACAGAUGAUGCAAUCUCAAUUGCACUUCACACUGCCCUCUCCCACCUGGACAAGAGGAGAAAUAACUAUGUGAAUGCUGUUCAUAGAAUACAGCACAGCGUUCAACACCAUAGUCCUCUCCAAGCUCCUCACCAAGCUAGGGACCCUGGGACUGAACCCCUCCCUUUGCAACUGGAUCCUGGACUUCGUGACUGGCCAGACCCAGGUGGUGAGGGUAGGCAACAACACCUCCGCCACGCUGACCCUUAACACAGGGGCCCCUCGGGUGUGUGCUUAGUCCCCUCCUGUACUCCCUGUUCACCCACGACUGCGUGUCCACCAUCAUCAAGUUUGCUGACGAUACGACAGCGGUAACCCUGAUCACCAACAGUGACGAGGCUGCCUACAGGGAGGAGGUCAGAGAUUUAGCAGAGUGGUUCCAGGCCAACAACCUCUCCCUGAACGUCAGCAAGACAAAGGAGCUGAUCGUGGACUACAGUAGAAAGCGGUGAAAGCACAGCCCCAUCCACAUCGACGGGGCUGUUGUGGAGCGGGUCGAGAGCUUCAAGCUCCUUGGCGUCAACAUCACUACAUCACUAAGGACAUAACAUAGUCCGCACAGGCCGAGCUCCCUGCCAUCCAGGAACUCUAGAUCAGGAGGUGUCAGAGGAAGGCCUGAAAAAAAGACUCCAGCCACCCAAGCCAUAGACUGUUCACUCUGCUACCGUCCAGCAAACGGUACCGGAGCAUCGGCUCUCGGACCAACAGGCUUCGAGGCAGUUUCUAGCCAUAAGACUGCUAAAUAGUCAAUUAAUGGUACCCAAACUAUCUGCACUGACUCUAUAAUCAAUGACUCUACACACUCACUAGACUAUACAGUGAAUUCGGAAAGUAUUCAGACCCCUUGACUUUUUCCACAUUUUGUUACGUUACAGCAUUAUUCUAAAAUUGAUUAAAUUGUUUUUUUCCCUCAUCAAUAUACACACAAUACCCCAUAAUGACAAAGCAAAAACAGGUUUGUAUACAUUUUUGCACAUUUAUUAAAAAUUAAGAACGGAAAUAUCACAUUUACAUAAGUAUUCAGACCCUUUUACUCAGUACUUUGUUGAAGCACCUUUGGCAGCGAUUACAGCCUCGAGUCUUCUUGGGUAUGACGCUACAAGCUUGGCACACCUGUAUUUGGGGAGUCUCUCCCAUUGUUCUCUGCAGAUACUCUCAAACUCUGUCAGGUUGGAUGGGGAGCAUCGCUGCACAGCUAUUUUCAGGUCUCUCCAGAGAUGUUCGAUCGGGUUCAAGUCCGGGCUCUGGCUGGGCCACUCAAGGACAUUCAGAUACUUGUCCCGAAGCCACUCUUGCAUUGUCUUGGCUGUGUGCUUAGGGUGGUUGUCCUGUUGGAAGGUGAACCUUCGCCCCAGUCUGAGGUCCUGAGCGCUCUGGAGCAGGUUUUCAUCUGUACUUUGCUCCGUUCAUCUUUCCCUCGAUCCUGAUUAGUCUCCCAAUCCCUGCCGCUGAAAAACAUCCCCACAGCAUGAUGCUGCCACCACCAUGCUUCCACCACCAAAAUCGAGCAUACUGCCAUGCAAUCUCCAUAGACAAACAUUGGCAGUAGAAUGGCCGUACUGAAGAACUCAGUGACUUUCAACGUGGCACCGACAUACGAUGCCACCUUUCCAACAAGUCAGUUCAUCAAAAGAGCUGCCCCGAUCAACUGUAAGUGCUGUUAUUGUGAAGUGGAAACAUGUAGGAGCAACAACUGCUCAGCCGUGAAGUGGUAGGCCACACAAGCUCACAGAACGGGACUGCCCGAGUGCUGAAGCGUGUAGCACGUAACAAAUGUCUGUCCUCGGUUCCAAACUGCCUCUGGAAGCAACGUCAGCACAAUAACUAUUCGUCGGGAGCUUCAUGAAAUGGGUUUCCAUGGCCGAGCAGCCGCACACAAGCCUAAGAUCACAAUGCCAAGCGUCGGCUUGAGUGGUGUUAAGCUCGCCGCCAUUGGACUCUGGGUGAGUGGAAAUGCGUUCUCUGGAGUGAUGAAGCACACUUCACCAUCUGACAAUCCGACGGACUAAUCUGGAUUUGGCGGAGGCCAGGAGAACGCUACCUGCCUGAAUGCAUAGUGCCAACUGUAAAGUUUGGUGGAGGAGGAAUAAUGGCUGUUUUUCAUGGUUCGGGCUAGGCCCCUUUAGUUCCAGUGAAGGGAAAUCUUAAUGCUACAGCAUACAUUGACAUUCUAGAUGAUUCUGUGCUUCCAACUUUGUGGCAACAGUUUGGGGAAGGCCCUUUCCUGUUUCAGCAUGACAAUACCCCCAUGCACAAAGCGAGGUCCAUACAGAAAUGUUUUUUUCGGGAUCGGUGUGGAAGAACUUGACUGGCCUGCACAGAGCCCUGACCUCAACACCAUCGAACACCUUUGGGAUGAAUUGGAAUGCCGACUGCGAGCCAGGCCUAAUCGCCCAACAUCAGUGCCCGACCUCACUAAUGGCUGAAUGGAAGCAAGUCCCCGCAGCAAUGUUCCAACAUCUAGUGGAAAGCUUUCCCAGAAUUUCAGUGCUAAUCAGGAGCUGUGAAAUGCCCCUUCACAGACCCAGCAUGGCUGCAUAGUUAGCACAAUUGAAUCACAAAUAUGCUCUUCAGUCUUGCAGUGCUCCAGAGCCAGCUGUCACAAUUAGACAGUGCCUACUGGGAUUGUUUGAAAAUGGUUGUUGCUUUAAUGAAAGAAUUGCUGGUACAGUUCACUUGGUUCAGUUCACUUGCCAUGUUAUUAUUGUCGAAAUAAUGUAAUUUCUCUGCCAGGCCACCUCUGGCUGGAUACCUCCUUUUCAGGGAGGAUGUGGUACCUUCCCAUUCAUCCCUUCACCAGAUACAACAUUGUUAUAUGAUUUGUUGACUGUUUGGGUGUAUUAGUGUCUGUUUGUUUGUCUCUGUGUUAAUCCCCAUGAGUUUUGUCCCUGUAGGCUGGAGCAGCAGGAGAGAGAGCGCCAGGAGUGGGAGAGACUGGAGAGAGAGAGACAACAAGCUGCAGCAGGUCAGAGGCACCAGCUUGGGUCAAACAGCCACACUGACAGCAAUACCGUUUGCCUUUUUGAACAAAGCCAAUUAUUGUAUAAUUUUUAUCCAUUCUCUGAACGUAGUACACUGUGACAGUCUCUUACGUUUUUAUUUUUAGUGCCCACUACUCCAGCCCCACCGUUGGCCCCCCCAGCACCUCCGGGCCCUCCUCCACCCCCCGGACCUCCUCCGUCUGGGCCCCCUCCACCCCCGGGACCUCCUCCCCCAGGACCCCCGACCGCAGGAUCAGGACCCCCGCCCGCCCCACCGCUGCCCUCCCCGGGAGGAGAUGGGGGCCUGGCGACAGCCUUAGCCGGGGCCAAGCUCCGCAGAGUGGCCAAGGUGAGAGAGAGAAAGGAGAAAUAGUGGCCUCAGGAUAAGAAUUUGCAUAGCAGUUGUUUUGUAUCUGUUGUAUCUAUCUCCACAUUUAUGCAACCACCAUUCAUUUCUGAUUUGGACUUCAAUGCCAAUCAUUUUGAAUGCCGAGCCUUUCUGUCGAUACUCUUAACUGCUCCUGUGUCUUCUACUGCCCUCUGUAGGAUGAUAGUGGUAGUGGUGCUUUUGCUGCUGCUGCUUCUUCUGCUGCUGCAGCACCGGCUGCCAAGCCUGAUCAAAGCCGCACCAGUGCCUCCAUCGGUGGUGGUGGUGGUGGUGGAGGAGGCCUGAUGGGUGAGAUGGCAUCCAUCCUGGCACGGAGGUAGGUGGCACUGAAGAGAGCACUGCUAUAAAUGAACAGAUCCAUACGCCCCAGUCUAGAGCGCUGUGUAUGCCCCUCUAUGGCUCUGAUCCGGCUUAGUGAAUCUUUAAGUUUUGUAUCACACUCUUACUCUCCUUUUGUCUGUCUUGUUCAGGAAAAAAAUGGCAGACGGUGGGGCUAAGCCACCUGCUAAGACAGCAGAUAAUGUAAGUAUUUGUUAAUUUAUUGGCCAACUAUGUCGUGAAUACAUAAUUGAGCAAUUUCCAUGUAGUCAGAAAACACUCAAGUUUGGCUGGUCUAACUCUGUUUCCUUUCUCCCUACAGGAUGACUCAGAGUCUCAAGGCCAAAGUGGUGAGAACUGUGCGUGUCUGUGCCAGUCUGUUUUGUUUGUACCUAGGAAGACAAAUUUGCUUGAUACUUUACUUUUAUACAGUUUUGCUGUAAAAUAUGCCUGUCUUCUUUUUAGACACUCUUGGAAGAAGACCUUGGGAGAAAUCAGCUACUAUGCCCAGGUAAGGUUUCAGCUUCCUAUACUCUCUCUGCGUCUGAAGUAAGAGCAGCCUGUGUGGACGUAUGUCAGUCUCAGAAUUGAAAGAGGGGUGUGUGUGUUGAUGAAUUGGUUGCUUCCCAUUCUAAGAGCAGAGUGUGUGUGUGUGUCUCACAAACAGGAAUAACUCAAUCUCCAAGAACAUGGACUCCACCUCUCCCUUGCCCCAGGGUCCCAGGUACAAAGUCCCUCCCCUAACAAGACAACAGGACUGAUGCUUUCCUGCUCUCCCUAGCAUACUGUCCCACCUCCCUUCUCUCUGUCAGGUCAACAGGGGCACAGCUUCAGAUCAUGGUGCUGGGCCAUUGUACUGUUAACAGCACCACCUAGUGGACUGCAGAAGGCUAUGACUACUGUGACAGCCUUUAUCAUCUGCAGGAUUUCAUUCUGAUAAUAUGUGAAUUGAUAUCCCUUGAUGUAGUAUAGAAUGGAAUUUUGUGUGUUUUGCCUGGAAUUUCUGGACGUUUGGUGGUGUGGUCAACGGUCAAAUGUCAUUGAAACUUUGAAAGCUAGCCUUGGGUUGUCUGUUUUCAACAGAAUGUGUAUGUGUGGUGCUUCCGGAGGCCUCUGGGGGUGCUAUGGUGAUGGGUUGGAUUGACAGCGUGGGUUGUCACGGUGAUGGGACAAUGUUCGAUCUUAAUCAGUCUCUCCCUUUCUCUCUCUGCCUCCCCUACCCACUCUCUUUCUUUCCCCCAUCUCCACAACUCAUCCAGGGUGAAGCAUGCAGGUGGUAGUAAUGAUGCUGGAGGUGGUGAAGAGACUGAUAUGGAGAGGAUUAAACAGGUAAAUAUUAUUUUCUGAAGCACCUUUAAUGCCAAGACUAGUAAAGACAUAUAAUCAUAUGCAAUACUAAGACUGCAAAUGAAAGAAGGUUUUGGUUUCUUCUUGUAGGAGAUUCUUGACGAGAUGCGGAAGGAGUUACAAAAAGUAAAGGAGGAGAUAAUCGGAGGUGAGACUAUGCAGAUAUUUGUUUUGGGCCACAACCAUGUUUCACACAGAGACCUAUCCAAUGACAUUUGUAUAACAGUCCAAAUUAAGUGGGGGGGGAAAGAACAAAGGCACUACUUUUCUUUGUCAGAUGUUGUAUUGAUUGUUUCUUGUCUCUCUCCUGUUCCACAGCCUUUAUUGAGGAGCUACAGAAGAGGGGCUCCACAUAGUUCUGCUAGAGUGGUGGGAGGAACAGGGGGGGUUGGAUGGAUGGAGGUUAUGGCCCUGUGUGGAGCUCUCCCCCGUCUCCCCCUCCAGUGUAGCCCAGGGAUUUUUCUUUCUCUCCUUCACACAUUCUCACAUUCACACACACCUACAUACUUGCACACGACACGUACAUGUUAACCCAGGGAACCGAUUCACAACCACAUCCAAACACAGGACUAGAUCACCUGCUACCACCCCAGCUGUGAUGACACAACCUCUCCUCGCUCAUCCCUUCUUGUAUCCAACUCUUCCUUUAAUUUCAUGAGAACCACUGUAGAACACAUAAUCACGGCUGCUGUUGCUCUUACUCCUUGUCAUGUACAAUUGUAUCUCUCCCCCCAUGUAUCUACCCCAUAGAAAUCCUGCUCCUAUUCACUCCCUUCGUCAGACAGACCAGUGUUUUUACUGGGGUCUUCAGUAUUCAGGGAAGAUCAUUAAUUAUUGUUACUGUAAUGGUAGAGUGGUUGGUUGGCUUUUGUAAGAAUCCUCUUUAACCUGUCACAGCUUCAACCUCAAAACACUGCCUUCAAAUAAAAACAUUUAGAUAACCCUUGAAAGAUAGGCCUAUGUCAUCUUGGCCCAUCUUGAGAAUGUGUGGUGAUGGGAGGAAACUACCAGAUUGUACAGGGACCCCAUGGUGGAGGUCUUUCAUCCACAGCACACACUGCUCCCUGCAGGCCUGGUGCACAAGAGCUUAUACUGCCCCACUGCCUUGAAGCAAGGGCUACCACUCCCAAGUGGACUGCUCUGUCAAUGGCUAAAAAAGAGACCCUACACAAACUUCAAUUCUACAGACUUGGAGGAGAAGUCAGAGGAGACAUGCAAAGGGAAUGUGAUGGACGACCGCCCGGCGUGCCAUGAGAGAGGAGAGUGCUGUGGUUCUGUGCUAUGGAGGGAAUCCUAGUUCUUUCUGCACUUGGCCCGGAGAAAGUGUGUUUUUUGUGUGCCACUAAGUAUCGACUCACACUCAUCUUUACCUUCUGCUCAAAAUGAGACACUAAUCAUUUGCCAGUGCAGUGGUCCUAAACUGUACUGUUUUUUUGGCCAUGACCAACUGCCUUGGAGAAUAUAUUUUUUUGGGGGGAUGCUAGCAAAAAUGAAAUGCUGUUUCUCUUUUAAUUGAGAUGACUGGUGAAUGGGGAAUUGUUUUGAUUGU
Molecule: messenger RNA, 17661 nt
Organism: Coregonus sp. 'balchen'
Lineage: Eukaryota; Metazoa; Chordata; Actinopteri; Salmoniformes; Salmonidae
Source: the annotation of a GenBank genome assembly